Messenger RNA from Piliocolobus tephrosceles (Ugandan red Colobus), 3121 nucleotides. It is a transcript of the gene DRD4, whose product is annotated as dopamine receptor D4. Lineage: Eukaryota; Metazoa; Chordata; Mammalia; Primates; Cercopithecidae. Gene Ontology annotation, biological process: negative regulation of cytosolic calcium ion concentration; negative regulation of adenylate cyclase activity; phospholipase C-activating dopamine receptor signaling pathway. Gene Ontology annotation, cellular component: plasma membrane. Gene Ontology annotation, molecular function: dopamine neurotransmitter receptor activity, coupled via Gi/Go; G protein-coupled receptor activity. The coding region runs from base 1672 to 3006 and encodes 444 amino acids. The record is from RefSeq and is a predicted model, not a curated record. The transcript has 4 exons.
CAAAAAACAAAAAACUGGAGUUGUCUGUCUUUUCUCAUUGUUUUAAAAGCACUCUUUAUAUAUUCUGGAUCUGCAUUCUGUACCAGAGAUGUGUACUGCAAACAUCCUUUCUCCGCCUGGCUUUGUUUUCACUCUUGGUGGUUGCAGACAUCUUGGGGGCCACUUGAAGGAACUCUAAGCCGACCAGAAGCUGGGGUGGACUCACCGUUUGGCACCCAGCCGGAGACCCCAGGGCCACCCUCCCCGGUUCCAUCCUGGGAGAGAAGAAACUUCCACUGUCCCAGUCUCUUCUGUGGUGACUUCUUUUGUACAAGGGUUCACGGGCAGGAGUCUGGUCUGCACAAGAGAGGCUUAGCCUGGCUGUGGCCGCACCUGAUGUCUGUGCACACCUGGCCCUGGUGCAGGCCCUUCUCCUACAGACCCCGGGACCUUGCCUUGUGACGCUCACGGUGCCUGCUCCUUCUCAGAGCUCUCAUUUCUCCCUUUAAUGCACACCCCGUCAGCGCCUCGUCCAGCCGGUGUCCUCCAUACAUUCGAGGUCAGGGGCCUCAAGUCCUGGCACAGCCCCUCCACUCCAGUCCUCCCAGAAACAAAGACAAGAGCGUCAGGAUGUGCAUCGCCUGGGGUCUCACAGAGUGGUGCCCCCUUUUAGUGCCUUCUAGGCCCCUUUAGUGACAGGACUACAGAAAAUACCUCUCAGGUCAUGGGUCACCCCGAUUUGAUGAAGGGUCCAUUGAAUUGUCUCUGCUGCACUUUGCAAGCACCUUCUCUUCUGCACGUUUGGAACCUGCCAGGGCCUGUCUUGUCUUUCUCGUUGCCUCCUCGCGGGCUGAUCCUACUGUCCGGUCCUCGGACCCCCUGCCCAGGGUCAGAGGGACGCCUACCUAGCUCAGGGUCUUGGGCCGGAGGGACUGGAGGAGGGACCAGGGUCGACCGCUCAGCUGUCCGCCCGGGGUGGAGGGUCGGUGGGAGGUGCUGGCCCACUGUCGGAGGCGGCCACGGGAGGACCAACUGUGCAAUGGGUGGGGCCGCGGUUGACUGUGGUGGUCGCGGGGGCUGAGGACCAGAGGCUGCUGGGCAGCGGGGGUACGAGCCAGGCGUCGGCGGUUGGGUCGGGCGCGGAGUCGCAGGCAGGAGGGUGCGCGCGAGGCGGAGGCGAGUCCGCCGGGAAGGCGGGCAGAGCCUAAGCUCCGGUCUUCCCGCGUCUGGCGGAACGGGCCUGGGAGGGACGUUUUCCCAGACACCAGGUGGACUAGGCGGACGGCCCGAGGGCCGGGACGCACGCCGGGGCCGGCAGGAUGGCGCUGGCGUCGAUGCCCGCGCGCUUCAGGGCCUGGUCUGGCUGCCCCCCCAUCCUUGUUGGUUUCUCGGGGUGCGGACCCCGCGCCGCACCGGCGAUGCUGGGCCUGCCCGUGGCCACCACCUCGCUUCAUUCCCGUCUCUUUGGGCCGCCGCAUUCGUCCGCCUGCCCGCCUCUCCCUGCGCAAACUUCCAAGAUGAGCAAAUACUGGGCGCACGGUGGAGCGCCGCGGGGGCCCCCCUGAGCCGGGGCGGGGCGGGGCGGGACCAGAGUCUGGCCGGGGCGUGCCCGAGGGGAGGGACUCCCCGGCUUGCGGCCCGGUGCUGUCCGCGGUGCUCAGCGCCCGCCGGGGCGCCUGGGGCCGGCGCGCCAUGGGGAACCGCAGCACCGCGGACCCGGACGGGCUGCUGGUCGGACGCGGGCCGGGCGCGGGGGCGGCUGCGGGGCUGGCAGGGCCGGGCGCGGCGGCGCUGGUUGGGGGCGUGCUGCUCAUCGGCGCGGUGCUCGCGGGGAACUCGCUCGUGUGCGUGAGCGUGGCCACCGAGCGCGCCCUGCAGACGCCCACCAACUCCUUCAUCGUGAGCCUGGCGGCCGCCGACCUCCUGCUCGCUCUCCUGGUGCUGCCGCUCUUCGUCUACUCCGAGGUCCAGGGUGGCGCGUGGCUGCUGAGCCCCCGCCUGUGCGACGCCCUCAUGGCCAUGGACGUCAUGCUGUGCACCGCCUCUAUCUUCAACCUGUGCGCCAUCAGCGUGGACAGGUUCGUGGCCGUGGCCGUGCCGCUGCGCUACAACCGCCAGGGCGGGAGCCGCCGGCAGCUGCUGCUCAUCGGCGCCACGUGGCUGCUGUCCGCAGCGGUGGCGGCGCCCGUGCUGUGCGGCCUCAACGACGUGCGCGGCCGUGACCCCGCCGUGUGCCGCCUAGAGGACCGCGACUACGUGGUCUACUCGUCCGUGUGCUCCUUCUUCCUACCCUGUCCGCUCAUGCUGCUGCUCUACUGGGCCACGUUCCGCGGCCUGCGGCGCUGGGAGGUGGCCCGUCGCGCCAAGCUGCACGGCCGCGCGCCCCGCCGACCCAGCGGCCCCGGCCCUCCUUCCCUUGCGCCCCGCCCCCCCCGGGGCCCCCGCGGCCCCGACCGCGCGCCCCCCGCGCCCCGCCUCCCCCAGGGCCCCUGCGGCCCCGACUGCGCGUCCCCAGCGCCCCGCCUCUCCCAGGACCCCUGCGGCCCCAACUGUGAGCCCCCAGCGCCCGGCCUCCCUCCGGACCCCUGCGGCCCCGACUGUGCGCCCGCAGCGCCCGGCCUUCCCCAGGGUCUCCGUGGCCCCGACUGUGCGGCCCCCGUGCCCGGCCUCCCUCCGGACCCCUGCGGCCCCGACUGUGCGCCCCCAGACGCCGUCCGAGCCUCCACGCUCCCACCCCAGACCCCACCGCAGACCCGCAGGAGGCGGCGUGCCAAGAUCACUGGCCGGGAGCGCAAGGCCAUGAGGGUCCUGCCAGUGGUAGUCGGGGCCUUCCUGCUGUGCUGGACGCCCUUCUUCGUGGUGCACAUCACACAGGCGCUGUGUCCUGCCUGCUCCGUGCCCCCGCGGCUGGUUAGCGCGGUCACCUGGCUGGGCUAUGUCAACAGCGCCCUCAAUCCCGUCAUCUACACUGUCUUCAACGCCGAGUUCCGCAGUGUCUUCCGCAAGGCCCUGCGUGCCUGCUGCUGAGCCGGCCCCCACCCCCACCCCCCGCGGCCUGGGCACCGGCCUGGUGGGCCAGGCCUCAGGGACCAAGGAUAUGGGGAGGGCGGUUUUGUACGUUAAUUAAACAAAUUCCUUCCCA